AAUUAACACGUAGUCAUGUCUCAAUUCAUUGAUUGUCUAUGCUGGCCUCUGUCCGCUAAUAUAUGUGGAACCCUAUACCAGCAUUUCAACGUAGGAAUUAUUAAAGUAUUAUAAACAAAAUGGCUUUAUCUACCGUAGCGAAAGUUGGAAUUGGAUGGUAGGAUUGCCUGUGUCACCACGACAUUGUUCGCUUUUGCUUUGUCAAAAAAAUAUAUUGACGGUCGUCGGUAUGAGAGUAUGAAAUCAAGGGAGCGCAUGAGAAAAGCAAACUUCAUUGACGAAGAAAAAGAAUAUUAGUUAUUGGAAAAUUUAUAGCAUUUAUAUUCUCAAACAAAGAUGGCAGGACUACCUCAAUUGGACGAAGAGAAACUUAAAUUGGUUCAAGAUCUGGAGAUAGAAAUGAUGUCCGACAUGUAUAAUCGUAUGACGUCUGCUUGCCACAAGAAGUGUAUACCACCCAAGUAUUUAGAACCUGAAUUAGGCAAAGGAGAAUCAAUAUGUCUAGAUAGGUGUAUUGCUAAAUAUUUGGAUGUUCAUGAAAGGAUUGGUAAAAAACUUACUCAAAUUUCAAUGCAAGAAGAUAAUUUCAUGAAAGGAAAAGUAGCUGAACAGCAGAAAAUACCAAGUUAAUAUAAGAUAAAUGUACUUUUAAUGGAAUUUAUGAAUAUGGAUUGUACGCAUUUCUAUAGUAAUUUUCUUCUAAGCUAGAAUAACAAACUAUUUGAAAUGUUAAUUCAGUGUUCCUAGUUCUCCUUUAUACGGAUGUCUUGCACAGGCAAGCAAGUAGUAAUAUGUAGAAUGAUAUGAGGAUUGUCACUUAAGUUUCAUUUAUGGUAUAAUCUACAAAUUUAUUUCAUUAUAACACCUUAAACUGUAAACAAGUUUGUGAAAUGAUACAAAGGGAAUGUAUUAAAAACUGUUAAGGAAA
Orussus abietinus is the source of this 928-nucleotide messenger RNA. It is a transcript of the gene Tim10, whose product is annotated as mitochondrial import inner membrane translocase subunit Tim10. The transcript is spliced from 2 exons. The record is from RefSeq and is a predicted model, not a curated record. NCBI's taxonomy places the organism in Eukaryota, Metazoa, Arthropoda, Insecta, Hymenoptera, Orussidae. Gene Ontology annotation, biological process: protein insertion into mitochondrial inner membrane. Gene Ontology annotation, cellular component: mitochondrial inner membrane. The coding region runs from base 337 to 630 and encodes 97 amino acids.